GGAGACUGCAGCCAGUAGUGCGACGUGGAGGUCCCCAGGACGUUAGUGGACAAGAAGCUUCGAAAAUCCCAAGCCCAGCACGUGGAUUUCCCGCCCAAUUUGACACCAGAAAGCCGCAGAAAAAACGCUGAAAGCCAUGGAAGACGCCAAGCACCUUCACCGUCGCUUGCUUAAGUUCACUCGCGGCGACGUAACGGACCAGGUCGAGGCGCUCGAGGUAUUGCGCGGGCUGGAGAAGACUACGGUCACGUAUGCCAUCCUCAAAGAGACCAAGAUGGGCCACACGGUCGGCAAGCUCCGCAAACACGAAAACGAGAAGAUCGCGAGUCUCGCGCGACUGCUGGUCAAGUCGUGGAAGAACAUGGCGCUGUCCCCUCGCCCAUUGGUGUCCGAUCCGGAGCGCAAGGCGUCGAGCAGUGGUAACAGUAACAAGACAGAGGUGUCUUCUAAGGUCACCUCAGGCUCAAACGGACUAAAGACGGCUCCAAAGCCCGCAGGAGCUCGGCCUAGCUCCGCACCAUUCAUUCCCGCGGGUCUGGACAAGGUGCGUGCUACGGUUCGCACUAAACUCAAAGAGAUCCUGGAGGCUUCUGAAGGUGGAAACCCGGGCGAAGUCGCUGCUGCUAUCGAAGUGGCCAUGGCCAGAAUCUACCACAUGGGAGCUCCUGGAGAGCAGAAGAAGGAUUACAUGGCCAAAUACCGCCAAUUAUCAUUUAAUCUGAAGAAGAACGGAGAUCUUCGCCAAAACUUGCUGGACGACAGUGUCAGUGGAGAUCAACUGAUCAAAAUGUCCGCUGAAGAGCUGGCGACGGAGGAGAAGCGAGCGCAGAUCGAGAAAUUACGUGAUGACGCGUUCCAAGAGGCUCGAUUAGACUGGGCAGAGGCCAACCACGAGAAGAUCCAGAAGCAGACCGGUACGGAGGGUACCAAGGGUCUGUUCACGUGUGGACGCUGUAAGUCGUCCAAGACCAGCAACACACAGAAGCAGACGCGUAGUGCCGAUGAGCCGAUGACAGUAUUCGUCAUGUGCCAUAACUGCGGCAACCGAUGGAAAUGCUAGUGUAGCCAUUGUCGGUCGUGCCGUGCUCCUCCCUCCCACUUAGCCUUCGAUUUGUUGCUUCUUUUUCUUGCAUUUUUCGAGCCGUGGUACUUCUAAACUUCGCUGCAUCACAAACCGUGCAAAAAAUGCCACGGCUACGGGAGGGGAGGAUGCAUAUACGUUUGUAUGCGCUCACACAUGAUAGCGCUGCAGUCUGACAACUGUCAUGGUGCUGAAAACGUGCCUAGCUUUCCCACUCGAUGCGGCAAGCGUAUCCGAAAGCUCUACCCGAGUCCACGUCGACGGCUAAAACGUUCUGUUGGCACCAGUUGUGUGUAGAUUCUUAAUUUGAGCUCGAUUCCCUUUAACUUUGCGUUUGAUUCUCAGUUUGUCCUUGUG
This is a messenger RNA of Phytophthora infestans T30-4, 1438 nucleotides long. Its product is annotated as transcription elongation factor, putative. The record is from RefSeq and is a predicted model, not a curated record. Gene Ontology annotation, biological process: DNA-templated transcription. Gene Ontology annotation, cellular component: nucleus. Gene Ontology annotation, molecular function: zinc ion binding; nucleic acid binding. The transcript has a single exon. Bases 137 to 1060 code for a protein of 307 amino acids. Lineage: Eukaryota; Oomycota; Peronosporomycetes; Peronosporales; Peronosporaceae.